UUUACUUUCCCAAUAAGCUUCGUGUACGCCUAGUCUCCAUUUGAUGCUCAGUUUGAGUUAGCCAAAUGGUUAAAUAGCCUCAGGCAGCGUCGGCGCCUUACAGCUAUUCAAUCAGUGCAAAAUUUUGACAUAAUCUAUUACUGAAAUCAAGACUUUAGCCUGGGACGAGCUCUGCCCAUCAACGCUCGCCUUUUGUCGCGAUCAUCUUGCUGGCAUGAUUUAGUAGCAAUAGGGACAAUCCUAUUCUUUAUCACAGGACCACGAAACCAAAUAUAAUCCUUAUUUCAUGCGACAAAUCGUCCCACGUUAGUAGGUAUCUUGAGAAUGGCAUUCUUACUUAAAGGAGGGUGGAUCGGCCUUGGAGAACCUCAAAGGAACCGGAUAGAAGAUACCGAUCCCUUGGAAGUGAUUGUUGAUUGUGAACAGGCAAAAUAUGAGUAUCGUGGCUGUUCAUGGCCUUAACCCUUACGGUGACCCUAACCAUCACAUCAAAACGUGGAGAGCAGAGCCAUUCGAGCCAGACGGCCCUACCUGGCUCGAAAAUUUCCUUCCGCAAACUUUCACGGAUUGCCGUAUAAUGUUGUACAGGUAUAAUUCAAAUAUAGCUUUCAAGACGGGAGCUGCAGGUGUUUCAAACCAUGCAGAAUCACUUUUGAACUCGCUCCUGGAAAAGCGAAGGGAAGCAAAAUACCGGCCCUUAAUAUUCUUUUGCCAUAGCCUUGGCGGUCUCGUCGUCAAGCAAGCAUUUGUCACGGACAAGAAGAUUUUUGAAGACAUUAAAGAUUCCACGAAAGGCAUGGCUUUCUUCGGCACUCCCCAUCAUGGCGCGAAAAAGAAGAGCCUAGCAAGCUUAGGUCUUGUUGUCGCCCAUAUAGUUCGGAAAGUGCAAGGCGCUCCAGGAAAUGCGCUAGCAAAGUCACUGGAGGCAGACAGUAACAUCACAGAUGAAUUAGCCCUUAUGUUUGAACGCCAAUCGAAAGACCUUCGAUUCAUAACAGUCUAUGAAAGUGUUAAGACGUCCGUGGGAGUAGUUGUUGAGCCAGAAAGUGCAAUUUUGGGCUUUCCCAGGAGUCGUGAAAUACAACUUGAUAUCGAGCGAAACCACUCUGACAUCUGCAAAUUUCGCAGUGAAAAGGAAUGGGCCUAUGAGCGGUUCAGUGGCUUUCUGAAGCUUAUGCUUGACGAUAUCAGCCGCAAUGUAGAGAAGGACAGGAGAAUGAGAACACUGAAAAGGUUGGACGAAGAAGAGGGGAGAUAUAACCCAAAGACGUUAAACUUCGCUACCAACACGGACAUGGAGUUUCAAAACCGUGGAAUGUUCAAGGACUCGAUCGCACUCAACAGAGAUAUUAUUCGAAGGAAGGAAAAGGCGCUUGGUUCCGAUCAUGCAGACACUCUCUUCAGCCGGCAAAAGCUCGCCUGGGCUCUACAAAGCUUAGGUGAAUAUAAGGAAGCAGAGGAUAUCCUCAAAGACAUGAUGGACGCACACGGGCAAGAUAAACGCGCCAAGCUACUAACUCAGAGAGUUCUUGGUCAUGUGCUCCAGCGUCUAGGUAAAUAUACUGAAUCUCUGAAGAUAACGAGUGAGGUGGAGACACAAAGCAAAAUCGACCUCAGUGAGAAAGAUCAAGACACACUUUCGAGCAGCCAUAACCUGGCUUGGCUUCAUCUACUGAUGCAUAACUACAAAAAAUCUGAGCCACUUUUCCGCAGCGUCUUAAAGGAUAGGAAGGCUACGUUGGGCCCGGAAAACAUCAACACACUCGAUACCCAAGGGGCUCUUGCAUAUGUCCUUAUGCUGCAAAAGAAGUAUCCGGAAUCGAAAAAGUUGAGAAAAGAGGAAUUAGAGAUCAGAGGAAGAACGCUAGGGGCUGGCCACAAUAGCACUCUCGAGUGUAUGAGGAAUCUCGCAUAUCUACUAAAUAAGAUGGACGAGGUAAAUGAGGCUGAGUCUUAUUACGAAAAAGCGUUGCAAGGCAAACGAGCUCAGUUCGGGAUUGACCAUCCAGACACUAUAGACACCGAACAGAACCUCCGACAUGUCCGGGAAGGGAAGAAAUCCCGGAAUCAUGGAGGUGAGAGCGAUGGUUAAAGGAGAAGGAGAUGAUGAGGAGAGACAAUCGGAGUCUGGAUGGCAGCUCGUGUAAAACGGAGAAAACAGCGAUAAAAAAUCGUCGGCCUAAAUGUUUUCCCUUUCAAUUGAAGCCAAGCAGACAACCUAUGAUGGCUUCAUUUCUAUGCUCUCUAAUGUCACAACGCUUGAUUCAAGUUUUGUCUCUCCCAUGUAUAUUGUAUCAGAAUGACAGA
This is a messenger RNA of Aspergillus wentii DTO 134E9, 2307 nucleotides long. RefSeq lists its product as uncharacterized. Gene Ontology annotation, molecular function: protein binding. NCBI's taxonomy places the organism in Eukaryota, Fungi, Ascomycota, Eurotiomycetes, Eurotiales, Aspergillaceae. The record is from RefSeq and is a predicted model, not a curated record. The transcript has 7 exons. Bases 434 to 2092 code for a protein of 552 amino acids.